AGGCCACAUCGGCAGUGACGCGGUCCCUAGUGUUUCCGGGCAACUUCGCAGAGAAGAGACUAGUGAAUAACAUUUCAGGACUAAACAACGAUACAUACGUUGACUACAGGUAGUUUGCCAGCCACGAGGGGAACAUUGACUAUUUAGUACUUCAUAUUUUCCAAGUUUGAAGACCUAACAUAAUAAAAUGGCUGACCAACUGACUGAGGAGCAGAUUGCUGAGUUCAAGGAGGCGUUCUCACUGUUCGACAAGGACGGUGACGGCACCAUCACCACCAAGGAGCUGGGCACUGUCAUGCGCUCUCUGGGACAGAACCCUACUGAGGCAGAACUACAGGACAUGAUCAACGAGGUAGACGCUGAUGGUAAUGGAACGAUCGAUUUCCCAGAGUUCCUGACAAUGAUGGCAAGGAAGAUGAAGGACACAGACAGCGAGGAGGAGAUCAGAGAAGCCUUCAGAGUCUUUGAUAAGGAUGGGAACGGCUACAUCAGCGCGGCAGAGCUGCGGCACGUCAUGACCAACCUCGGGGAGAAGCUCACAGACGAGGAGGUGGACGAGAUGAUCCGCGAGGCCGACAUUGAUGGAGACGGACAGGUCAACUAUGAGGAGUUUGUGCAGAUGAUGACAGCCAAGUGAAGUGGACUGUGCUCUCACACAUUUCUCUCUCUCACAUUGCUUGUCCUCCUAAGAUCACUCUGUCUUUAAGAAAACAAACCAAUAAUCAAGCCAAAAUGUAA
Molecule: messenger RNA, 738 nt
Organism: Oncorhynchus tshawytscha (Chinook salmon)
Lineage: Eukaryota; Metazoa; Chordata; Actinopteri; Salmoniformes; Salmonidae
Gene: calm3a
Product: calmodulin 3a (phosphorylase kinase, delta)
Exons: 6
Coding region: 188-637 (149 amino acids)
Molecular function (GO): calcium ion binding
Source: RefSeq, a predicted model, not a curated record